Aspergillus versicolor CBS 583.65 is the source of this 2730-nucleotide messenger RNA. RefSeq lists its product as uncharacterized. The coding region runs from base 195 to 2354 and encodes 719 amino acids. Lineage: Eukaryota; Fungi; Ascomycota; Eurotiomycetes; Eurotiales; Aspergillaceae. The transcript is spliced from 2 exons. Gene Ontology annotation, molecular function: metalloendopeptidase activity. The record is from RefSeq and is a predicted model, not a curated record. Gene Ontology annotation, biological process: proteolysis.
AGACCGUUGCAGCGUUUCCCGUGUAUGCGUCGCAGGCCGUGCCCCUUACUAUAUCUCAGUCAUACGGUUGUCAAGCCCUAUAUAUUGCUGUCAACAGCCGGUCGUUGUGAUGCACCCCAGACUCUCCUCCACUGGCCUCGUCCUUCCUUUCUUUGUGCAAGUUCAGACUGUGUCUGCUGCCCACUUUCCUUAACAUGGCGCUCGCCGUUCUUUUCGUGUACCUGCUGGCAGUGUUCACUUCGUUGGCUGCUGGAAAGCCAAUUCUGAUGCCCCGGCUGGCCCAGGAUGCAUCAAAACCCUCUUUUGACGUAACCCUCAGGUCUCUUGGAGACAGCACCGUUCACGCAGCGGUCACCAACACUGGCAAUGAAGCUGUUCGCCUUGUCCGCCGAGGCGGCAUUCUCGAGCACAUUCCUACUAACAAAGUCAAUGUUUAUCACGGUGACUCCGAGGCUGCUUUCAAGGGAGCCCAUGUCAAAUAUAUCCGCUCGCACCUCAACGACGAUGCCUUCGUCCAGCUCGCACCCAACGAGACCGCUACCUCUGUGUUCGACAUUGCCGACUCUCACGACCUCUCUGAUGGAGACCACACAGCUUUCUCCAAUGGCGCUCUUGAAUACACAACCCUGACGGACAAAACCAAGUUCAAGACCUUCCACUACCGUUCAAACAAGAUCUCCUUCACUGCGUCAGACAAUUCCAACCGCCUCCAGACUCGCAGCACCAUCGACUGCUCCAACGAUGAAUACAACUCAGCAGUCAAGGCUGCCAUCUCCCGCGCAGGCGAGAUGGCCACGGCAGGCGCCGCCGACGCUCGCAAGGGCGCCAGCGCAAACUUCAAGAAGUUCUUCUUCACUGAAUCCCAGGAUGCCCUCGACGAGGUCGCCGGUCGUCUGGAAGCCAUUGCCUCCGAAGCAACCAGCACCGGAACGAUGACCUACUACUGUGCCCCCCGAAGCCAGGACGACUGCAGCGGCAACAUCGCCGCCAUGACCUACCCAUCCGACAAUAUCGUCGUCAACUGUGACUUGUACUACGAGACCGAGGCUUCAUCAGACACAUGCGGAUACCUUGACCAGGGUGGUAUUGCGCUCCACGAGUUCACCCACGCCACUGGCAUCUACAGCCCCGGUACUGAGGACAUGGCCUAUGGCUACGAGGAGGUCCAAAGCCUUGAUACCAACACCGCGCUCAACAACGCCGACUCUUACGCCUACUACGGCGCUGCCAUCUACCUCCAGUGCGCUGCCGACGACUCUACCCCCUCAGGCACCCCAAUCAGCGGCGGAGGCAGCUCAACCGUUCCGGUUGCGCCUACGGCUUCUCCAACCUACCCACCUUCCCCAAGCACUGGCUUUGGAGGCGGUGGUGGCUGGCCUUGGGGUCAGGACAGUGGCUAUGACAGUGGCUAUGACAGCGGCUAUUUGAACGGUCUCAACAGGGAUGCCCCUUCAGGCACUCCAACUGGAGGCUCUGGCGGUGGUUUUGGCGGUUUCCCCAUCCCUAGUGGUAUUCCUGGUGGUGGCUCCGGCUCUGGAUCUGGCUCCGGUGGCAGUGGGUUCGGCGGUUUCCCUAUUCCGAGUGGCAUCUUUGGAUCUGGAUCUGGUUCAGGUUCUGAAGGCAGUGGUUCUGGUGGAUUCCCUGGCUCUGGCUCAGGCUCAGGUUCAGGCUCUGACGAUAGUGGCUUCGGUGGCCUCUUCCCAAGUGGUAUUCCCGGUUCGGGCUCUGGAUCUGGCUCUGACGAUAGUGGAUUCGGUGGCCUCUUCCCUAGUGGCAUUCCGGGUGCUGGCUUCGGUUCUGGCUCUGAUGAAGAUGAAAGUUUGUUCGCCGAAGUCCCCAGCCCUAGUGGCGCACCUGGUGCUGGCUUCGGCUCUGGAGGAAGUGGCAGUGGUGGUGGCUUUGGUGGCUUCCCUGCUCCAAGUGGCUUCCCAGGAUCUGGCUCUGGAGGCAGUGGCAGCGGUGACUUCCCUACUCCCAGUGGUUUCCCCGGAUCUGGCUCGGGCUCAAGCUCCGGCUCAGGCUCGGGCUCAGGUUCUGGGAGCAGUGGGUUUGGUGGCAGUGGCAGUGGUGGUGGCUUUGGUGGUUUCCCUAGCCCCAGUGGUUUCCCAGGAUCUGGCUCUGGAGGCAGUGGCAGUGGCAGUGGCAGCGGUGGCUUUGGUAAUCUCCCUACCCCCAGUGGUUUCCCCGGAUCUGGCUCAGGCUCUGAAGGCAGUGGCUCCAGUGGCUUCCCUGGAACCGGAUCUGGCUCUGAAUCUGGCUCUGGAGGCAGUGGCAGCGGUGACUUCCCUACCCCCAGUGGUUUCCCCGGGUCUGGAUCCGCAUCUGGGGCUGGCGGUAGCGGGUUCAAGCGGUGAUUUGGCCCUAGACCGUGGAGGAAGACUGUAACUCGAUGUCUUUCUUGUUGCUUUCUUGCUCAGAUUCCUAUUUCAAGCAACGUGCCCUUCCGAGGCUGGAGGUAUAUUGAAAUGACAUAUAUAUACUAAGUAGUCUAGACAAGGCCAUUCGUUUAUCUCAUGUCUAUCUACUACUGUGCUCCCUGUAGUGCUGCAACCACUGCGUCUCCAAACUCUUUAGUUCCUGCCUUACCUCCCAGAUCGGAUGUACGGAUUCCCCUGUCGAGUACUGCCCGCACUGCAUCUUCUAUCUGCCGUGCCUCUUUCUCCAUGUUGAAGGAGUAUCGGAACAUCAGCGCAACACAAAGAAUCAUGGCGGUCGGGUUAGCGAUGUUCU